GGGUGGAGGAAGGGGAGGAGGAGGAGGAGGCGAAGGCCGGGUGCGGGGGGAUUUAAAGGCCCGCGGUCCCCCCGGCCCGGCCUCCUCACGCCGCCCAGAGGGACGUGGGUGUCGGGACCCAAGUUUGUGCGGGGAAGGGGCGUUUCCUUCUGUCCCCGCUUGGCUGACCCGGGGCGAAGGUCUCGGUGGGGAAACUGAGGCACGAGCGGGUGCCACCCGCAGCUCUCUCUGUGCAGCACCCGCUCAGCACCGCACGAUGAAGGCUCUUCUCCUCCUCCUCGCCCAGCUCUGCUCGGCAUCGCUGGUCCCCGAGAGGGAGAAGGACCCCGAGUACUGGCGGCGGCAGGCGCAGGAGACCCUGCGGAACGCGCUGAGGCUGCAGCGCCUCAACCAGAACGUGGCCAAGAACCUCAUCCUCUUCCUGGGGGAUGGCAUGGGCGUCUCCACGGUCACGGCCGCCCGCAUCCUCAAGGGGCAGCUGCAGCACGGGCAGGGCGAGGAGAGCCUGCUGGAGAUGGAGAAGUUCCCCUACGUGGCCCUGGCCAAGACCUACAACACCAAUGCCCAGGUGCCCGACAGCGCUGGCACGGCCACUGCCUACCUGUGCGGUGUCAAAGCCAACGAGGGCACCCUGGGCGUCAGCGCCGGCGUCACCCGCGACCGCUGCAACACCACCAAGGGCCAGGAGGUGACCUCCAUCCUCCGCUGGGCUAAGGACGCAGGGAAGGCCGUGGGGAUCGUCACCACCACGCGCGUGACCCACGCGACGCCCAGCGCCGCCUACGCCCACUCUGCCAACCGCGACUGGUACUCGGACGGGGAGAUGCCCCCGGACGCCCUGGAGGGCGGCUGCAAGGACAUUGCCCGGCAGCUGGUGGAGAACAUUCCCGACAUUGAGGUGAUCAUGGGCGGAGGGAGGAAAUACAUGUUCCCCAAAAACGCCAGUGACGUGGAAUAUCCCCGCGAGGAGAAGCACCGGGGCACCCGCCUGGACCGCAGGAACCUCGUCCAGGCGUGGCAGGAGGCCAAACCCCCCGGCAAGGUUGCCAAGUACGUGUGGAACCGGCGGGAGCUGCUGGCGCUCAACCUCAGCCGUGUCGACUUCCUCCUGGGCCUCUUCGAGCCCGGGGACAUGGUGUAUGAGCUGGACAGGAACAACGAGACAGAUCCUUCCCUCAGCGAGAUGGUGGCUGUGGCCAUCAGGAUGCUCCAGAAAAACCCCCGUGGCUUCUUCCUCCUGGUUGAAGGCGGCCGCAUCGACCACGGGCACCACGAGGGGAAGGCGAAGCAGGCGCUGCACGAGGCCGUGGAGCUGGACCGGGCCAUCGGCCUGGCCACGCGCCUCACGUCGGCACAGGACACCCUGAGCGUCGUCACCGCCGACCACUCGCACGUCUUCACCUUCGGCGGCUACACCCCCCGCGGGAACCCCAUCUUCGGUCUGGCCCCCAUGCAGAGCGACGUGGACCGCAAGCCCUUCACCUCCAUCCUCUACGGCAACGGCCCCGGCUACAAAAUCGUGGCGGGCGAGCGAGAAAACGUCUCCGCUGUGGAUUUUGCACACGCUGACUACCAGGCACAGUCGGCCGUGCCGCUGCGGCAGGAGACCCACGGCGGCGAGGACGUGGCCGUGUUCGCCCAGGGCCCCAUGGCCCACCUGCUCCACGGGGUCCACGAGCAGAACUACAUCCCCCACGCCAUGGCCUACGCCGCCUGCAUCGGCUCCAACCGCGGCCACUGCAACGCCGGCGCCCGCCCCGCCGCCCCCCUGCUCCUGCCCUUCCUCACCCUCCUCGUCCUCCUCUGCUAAAGUGCCUCUUGCAGAUCGCCUGGGGGGGAUUUAUUUUUAAUUCAUCCCCCCUUUUUAUGUUUUUUUUGUGGAGAGCAGCGCCCGGGAAAGAGGAGAGAAGGAGAACAGAGAGACUCAGCGGAGCAAAAGCAGCCGCCGGCGGUUUGGUGCUGGGAGCUGCCUCUGUAAAUACACGGUUCCUUCCCUAUAAUUAGCAGCGUUCCCUGCCCUGUCCCAAACCCACUGUGGGAUUUGGGAUGGCAGCUGGAGCCUCGGUGGAUAAAACCCCCUCUUUGAGCGGAACGCAAUGGGGCUGGGUCCCAAAAUGCCUCCCAAAUGUCCCUUGGCUGAGGACUGACCCCGCUGCCCAGCUCGUCACAUGUGUGGGGAGCCAGAAACCACGCCAAGAUGGGGAAAAAAAAUUAACUCAACAGGUUAAUUUGUCCCUAAACUU
Molecule: messenger RNA, 2243 nt
Organism: Chiroxiphia lanceolata (lance-tailed manakin)
Lineage: Eukaryota; Metazoa; Chordata; Aves; Passeriformes; Pipridae
Gene: ALPL
Product: alkaline phosphatase, biomineralization associated
Exons: 12
Coding region: 257-1810 (517 amino acids)
Biological process (GO): dephosphorylation
Cellular component (GO): plasma membrane
Molecular function (GO): alkaline phosphatase activity
Source: RefSeq, a predicted model, not a curated record